Molecule: messenger RNA, 1362 nt
Organism: Carassius carassius (crucian carp)
Lineage: Eukaryota; Metazoa; Chordata; Actinopteri; Cypriniformes; Cyprinidae
Product: hepatic leukemia factor-like
Exons: 4
Coding region: 175-1047 (290 amino acids)
Biological process (GO): regulation of transcription by RNA polymerase II
Cellular component (GO): nucleus
Molecular function (GO): DNA-binding transcription factor activity, RNA polymerase II-specific; RNA polymerase II cis-regulatory region sequence-specific DNA binding
Source: RefSeq, a predicted model, not a curated record
AACACAUACACACACACACACACACACACUCACGCACUUCAAGCCUCAUAUGCCGGUGCUGUAGAGCAGGGUCUAUUCUCACUUGCAGUUACUCGACGAAUGAACGCUGUUCUAUAUAGCCUUUCGUUUCAGUUUAAUAUUUAAAAAACAUUUCUGCACGGAAUAAGAGAGAUUAUGUCCAGACAGCUUACAAUGAAUCCAGCUUUCCUACCUUCGCAAACUAACGGCGUUUUGAAGGCGCUCCUGGAAAAACCUCUGAAACUACCUUUACACCAAGAUGAAGGCUUUGUUAAGGAGAGAGAGAAGGUGAAAAAGCUGGAGGAAGAAGGAAAUGCUCCUCAGUCAGCUUUCUUAGGGCCAACGCUCUGGGAUAAAACAUUGUCUUAUGAUGGAGACAACUUUCAGUUGGAGUAUAUGGACCUUGAGGAGUUUCUCUCUGAAAAUGGCAUCCCCUCCAGUCCCGCACAACAUGACCAAAGCCUCCAUCACCAGCAGCAGCAGCAGGCUUCAAUGCCUCUGGGUCCCAUCUCAGUCAUGGACCUCAGCAGCCGACCUGUGACCUCCAUCAAUACAGGCAUGGUUCCUCAGAACUGCCUCCACAGCACGGGCAGACCAGUUUUGCCUCCAUCACGUAACACACCAAGUCCAGUAGACCCAGAGGAUAUUCAGAUACCAGUGAGCUACGAGCCCGAUCCAGCAGACCUCGCUCUGUCCAGCGUGCCGGGCCAGGAGGUUUUCGACCCACGUAAAUGCAAGUUCUCUGAAGAGGAGCUGAAACCUCAGCCUAUGAUCAAGAAAGCACGCAAAAUCUACAUUCCUGAUGAUAUGAAGAAUGAAAAAUACUGGGCACGGCGCAGAAAGAACAACAUGGCUGCCAAGAGGUCACGGGACGCUCGACGCCUAAAGGAGAAUCAGAUUGCCAUCCGGGCUGGUUUUCUGGAGAAAGAGAACGCGGCUCUCCGACUGGAAGUUGCCGACCUUCGGAGAGAGCUGGGGCGGUGCAAAAAUGUCUUAACAAAGUAUGAAGCUCAACACGACCCCCUGUGAGACCACCCAGGUGCUCUUCGAGUUCCCCCACCCAUGCCCUUCCAAUUCGAAGGACAUUAUUCUUGGGUUGAAGUCCACUGGAUCUGUUUUCCAGCCAGCCCUCAGUCUGUUUUUGACACCUUAUAAGGCAGAAACAUUACUUUAGAGAUCUAUCCACUGUCUUUCUCUAUUUGUAAUCGCAAACAAAGCCGUCGUUGUUUGCUGAUCAUGUUACUUAUUAUUUUACUGUGUUGUAGCAUUUGUCCACAAACGUUUGCCUUGAUUUGUCAUAAUUUAGCAGUUAAAUCUGAGCUAGUGGAUCUUCUGCUGUUCCAC